AUGUAUGACAACAUCUCUGAUUUCACAAGAUAUGAUGACGACCAUGACCCCGAACACGGUGAAGAAGAAGUUUUACAAACAUCCAUUAAGACAGGAAAGGUUUUAACUCAAAGUCUCAUUAUUGACACCAAAGAUGGCGAAGUGGACGUUCUUCAAGAGCUGAAGAAAAAUACUUCUGAAGGAGGUGAUGGUAGGCAUGAACUUGAAAUAAAUGAGAUAGAAGAGAAAUUAGCCGAAAAAGCAGAUAAAGAACAUAAACACAAUAUCUCCGAUAUAAAUGAACUUCAAGCUACAUUAAAUAGUAAAGCGGACAAAAAUGAACUUGACGCAAUGAACAAAGUUUUGAAAUCUCAUAAACACAAUAUCUCCGAUAUAAAUGAACUUCAAGCUACAUUAAAUAGUAAAGCGGACAAGAACCACGUUCAUUAUAUAACUUCAGAUGAACAGAUUAUAACGGACUAUCAUGGAUAUUUAACACAGGAUGAAGAAGUGAAGACGAAAAAUGUUAAUGAAAGAAGAUAUAAAUUCAUUCGUGCUAAAGGUUAUGACAUACACUGUACUGUACAGUAUGACACAGGUAUAGCACCACAAACAUUUGGUUAUAACGCUGAAAUUUAUGCUUCAUACUUCUUUGUUAACGGUGUAUUAGUUGAACCAAGAUUUAUGUUAAGAGUUAAGGCAAAAAUAACUUUUGAAGAUGCUAUUAAAAGUAAAGCAGAGAAAGAAGAACUUGACGCAACGAACAAAGUUUUGAAAUCUCAUAAACACAAUAUCUCCGAUAUAAAUGAACUUCAAACUUCUUUAGACAGUAAAGCCGACAAGAACCAUACACAUAAAUCCUUCACUACUGUUAGAGCAGACGACAUAAUAUUGAACUUUGACCUUGGUUCAAGUGCACCAUUAGAAAAUCCAAGUACAAGCGUAAAAGAUACUCUUAACAAUUUAGAUAAGAGUUGCAGGAAUAUCGAAGAUCAUGCCAGAAACUUUGAAGCAUAUGAACUACCAACAAUGUUAGAUAAGAAAGCCGACAAGAACCAUACACAUAAAUCCUUCACUACUGUUAGAGCAGACGACAUAAUAUUGAACUUUGACCUUGGUUCAAGUGCACCAUUAGAAAAUCCAAGUACAAGCGUAAAAGAUACUCUUAACAAUUUAGAUAAGAGUUGCAGGAAUAUCGAAGAUCAUGCCAGAAACUUUGAAGCAUAUGAACUACCAACAAUGUUAGAUAAGAAAGCAGACAAAACAGAGCUUCAAACAUUAAAGACAGAAAUACUUCAAACAUUAUAUCCUAUAG
This is a messenger RNA of Trichomonas vaginalis G3, 1294 nucleotides long. Its product is annotated as keratin-associated protein family. The annotation marks the transcript as partial. NCBI's taxonomy places the organism in Eukaryota, Parabasalia, Trichomonadida, Trichomonadidae. The transcript has a single exon. The record is from RefSeq and is a predicted model, not a curated record.